CUCCACAUCCCCACGCUUCAUCGCAUCUCUAACCUGCCUCUCUCUCUAUCUAUCCAACCCCUCUUCUUCUUCUUUUUCUUUUCGCUAUUAUUAUCCCUCGCUUUGACUCUUCGAUGAUUACUCGAUGGAAAAGCGGAGAAUUUAUCAUGAGAUAUUGUAUGAGUUGAUUAAGGAGUGAAUUGAACGAAUCAUGAAGCUGCGCGCUAUACUCAGGAGUCGAGGUAGCGGUAGCGGUAGUGGUAGUUGGGCAUGGGCUCCUCCUCCUCCUCCUCCUCCGAGGACAAGAAGGGGAUAUCUAACAAGCAGCCACGCCCACGGUCCCAGCUCGCCGCCUCUCCUCCCGCACACCAUCCCGCAACACUUCAGCAGCAUCGUGUCCACGCACGGUGAUCGUCUCGGUGUCAUCUCGCGCUCGCAGAACACGAGACUCACGUACCGAGAGCUGGAUGAGCGGAGUAAUGCGCUGGCGAGGGGACUGCAGGAGAGGGGCGUGAGGAAGGGGGAUAGGGUCGUCGUGAAUCUGGGGAAUGGCUGGGAGAAUGCGGUCCUGAGUUAUGCGGUUUGGAAGGUUGGGGGGGUGUUGGUACCGUUGAAUCCAGCCUUCAACUCGACACAGGUCAUCGCGGCACUCUCGCACCUCGCAGCCGCCCACCUAGUAAUCGGCACCGAGACCAAUCUUCCAUACAAGCAGCCGCGGGAGAAUAUCUCGUUGUUGAAACAGAUCGUGCCGGAUCUUGCAUCGUCCAGGGUGGAAUCGGCAGCUGUGCAAUCCCUCCGCAAUAUCAUCCUGGUUGACAAUUCCGAGGACCGCGUGGAUAUCUCUCCGCUCAAAGCGACGAUUCCUUUUACGGAUCUUAUAAAUGGGACGGAUGGGGGGAGGGAGGUCGUCCCGGAUGAACCGCUGCAUAGGGAUGAUAUUGUGAAUAUCCAGUUCACGUCGGGCACGACGAGCCUUCCGAAAGCUGCGUGCCUCACUCAUCACUCGAUCUUGAACAAUGGGUAUUUUAUAGGGGAACGCAUGGGGUUGACCCCCGAGGAUGUGGUUUGUUGCCCGCCGCCGUUGUUUCACUGCUUUGGAUGCAUUCUGGGGUACAUGGCAACGGCUACGCAUGGCUCCGCCAUCCUCUUCCCGAGUGAGGCGUUUAACCCGGAAGCUUCCUUGCGCGCAGUGCAGGAAGAGCGUGCUACAGCCUUAUAUGGCGUAGCCACCAUGUUCGUCGCCGAAUUGGAUCUCCUAGCCAGCGGCAUCGUCCCACACGAAGGCUUCGAGCAUCUCCGGACCGGCAUCGCGGCCGGCUCUUCGGUGCCCAGCAACCUCAUGGCGAAGCUGCACGAGACCCUGAACCUCACGGGGCUGACGAUCUGCUACGGCAUGACCGAGACGAGCCCCGUGAGCUGCAUGACGACGCCCACUGACCCGCUAGAGAAACGGCUCGAUAGCGUCGGCCGUCUCAUGCCGCACGUCGAGGCCAAGAUCGUCGCCGUCGACGACCCGUCCCGCAUCCUGCCCAUCGGCGAGAGGGGCGAGCUCGUCGUUUCCGGCUACCUGGUCAUGAAAGGGUACUGGGGGGACGUGGCGCGCACGGAAGAGGUGCGUAUCGUGGAGCGCGUGGUGGAGGAUGGCGAGGCGCGCGAGAAGGUGUGGAUGCGGACGGGCGACGAGGCCGAGAUGGACGCCCAAGGCUACGUCAAGAUCACGGGCCGCAUCAAGGACCUGAUCAUCCGGGGAGGGGAGAACAUCCACCCGCUGGAGGUAGAGAACGCGCUGUUCAAGCACCCGGCGGUGAGUGAGGCGAGCGUCGUGGGCCUCCCGGACGAGCGGUACGGCGAGUGCGUCGCCGCGUUCGUGGUCGUCCAUCCACACAUCCGCGUGGGUGUCGACGAUGCAGGGAAGGGCGAGGCGGCGGUGGAUAUCGACGAGGAAAAUAAUAAGGGGGAAGCGACGAGGGAUAGGGGUGAAGUGUUGACGAAGCGAGAUGUUCGGGAGUGGGUGCGCUCCCAGCUGAGCAACCACCUGGUCCCGAGAUACGUCUUCUGGGUGAGCGAAUACCCGAAGACGGCGAGUGGCAAGAUCCAGAAGUUUAAGUUAAGGGAGAUGGGCGUAAAGAUGCUGAGGGAUGCGGAGCUGGUGAGAGGUAGGAUGAGGAGUUGAUGAGAAAGGGGGAGGGUGGAAGGGAUGAGGUAGAAUAGGUAGCUUAUAUGUCGUGGCUAUGAGUGAGAUGGGCUUCACUUAUAGAUGCUUGACUUG
Amorphotheca resinae ATCC 22711 is the source of this 2248-nucleotide messenger RNA. RefSeq lists its product as hypothetical. Gene Ontology annotation, molecular function: medium-chain fatty acid-CoA ligase activity. The coding region runs from base 191 to 2152 and encodes 653 amino acids. NCBI's taxonomy places the organism in Eukaryota, Fungi, Ascomycota, Leotiomycetes, Helotiales, Amorphothecaceae. The transcript has 2 exons. The record is from RefSeq and is a predicted model, not a curated record. Gene Ontology annotation, biological process: fatty acid metabolic process.